Ananas comosus (pineapple) is the source of this 1742-nucleotide messenger RNA. Its product is annotated as single myb histone 6. The transcript has 8 exons. NCBI's taxonomy places the organism in Eukaryota, Viridiplantae, Streptophyta, Magnoliopsida, Poales, Bromeliaceae. Gene Ontology annotation, molecular function: double-stranded telomeric DNA binding. Gene Ontology annotation, cellular component: nucleosome. The coding region runs from base 216 to 1235 and encodes 339 amino acids. Gene Ontology annotation, biological process: nucleosome assembly. The record is from RefSeq and is a predicted model, not a curated record.
UCCUCCCCACAUGCGGCCGCAACGCGAGGAGCCGGAAACGAACGGGGCGGUGAAUCAACUCUCUCUUUCUCUCUCUCUCUCGUUCAUUUCUAUGGCUUUAAAUUAGAUCAAAAGCGUUUUCCUAUAUGAAGCUCCUUCAAUGGCGAUUACCACACGAGGGUGAGAGGUAUAUUUUGCCAUCAGAUUUGUGUUGAGGGGUUUCGAGCCUCUGUUUCAUGGGCGCUCCAAAGCAGAAAUGGACGUCAGAGGAAGAGGCGGCUCUUAAAGCCGGAAUUGCGAAGCAUGGCGCCGGCAAAUGGCGCACUAUAUUGAAGGAUCCUGAGUUUAGUAGCAUCCUAUGUUUGCGAUCUAAUGUUGAUCUCAAGGACAAGUGGCGUAACAUGAAUGUGACGGCAAAUGGAUUUGGGUCUCGAGAGAAGGGCAGAAUAGCUUUAAAAAAGAGCCGACAUCUUUAUAAGCAUGAUGAUAACCCAAUGGCGCUCAGCACAGUGCUCGCUGACGGAGAUGAAGAAAUUGUUGAUGCUAAGCCUCUGGCAAUGUCUAGCGGACCUCUAUCAAGUGCUAGUCCAAAGAGAUCUGUCUCAAGACUUGACAAUCUUAUAUUUGAGGCUAUAACAACCUUGAAGGAGCCAACUGGGUCCAACAAGACAGCCAUUGCGGCGUAUAUAGAGGAUCAAUACUGGCCACCUCCUGAUUUUAAGCGUCUGCUGUCUGCAAAACUGAAAGCCUUGACUUCUUCUGGAAAAUUGAUCAAGGUCAAGCGCAAGUAUAGGAUUGCACCAAGUUCCUCUUUUCAAGAAGGAAAGGCCUCCAAAGUAUUGCUUCUAGAAGGAUUGCAAAGAGAGCCUUCUAGACCAGAGAAGCACGACAUUAAACCUUUCACGAAAUCUCAAAUCGACGCAGAAUUAGCCAGAAUGAAAAGCAUGACUGCGCAGGAGGCUGCUGCUGCCGCUGCUCGAGCUGUUGCAGAGGCAGAAGCUAUCAUGGCUGAUGCUGAGGAAGCAGCGAGAGAAGCGGAGGCUGCAGAAGCUGAUGCAGAAGCAGCAAAAGCCUUUGCAGAGGCAGCAAUGUUGACGCUGAAAAAUAGAAAUGCAGCUGAUCUGCAGAUUGCUUGGAGAGAUUUAAUAAGGUCUCCUUCAGUAACUUAUUGCUUUAUAAGAAAGAAGUCUUCGAGCUUGAUGGCAAUCAUUGGGAUGUACUCCUCAAAGGUCAAACUUUCUCUUUCAUAUUUUUAAUUCUAAGCAUCUGGUAGUCAUCUGCAGAGUCUUCGAGCUUGAUGGCAAUCAUCGGGAUGUACUCCGCAAAGGUCAAACUUUCUCUAAUUGCUCUGCAGCUUAGUAGCAGUGUUGUAAUUCAUGCAGUUUGUUGUGUAUAUACCUUGUAGUCAGCUUAGACCGAAGUUGGGCUGUUAGCAGAGCCAGGCCUCUAGUCGCUGAAACUAUGUGAAUAGAGAGCCAUUUGAGCUACAUGAUGCGGAGUUUUACUUGCAACCCAAUUCUCUGUCCAGAGAUGAUAUUCUUGCUUUGUUUUUGGCGAUAUGUUGCAUCUUACCUUAAAGAAAUCAAAAGAAUCAUCAUCCAUAGUUAAGAGCAAACUGAAUAAUGGAGCUUACUGUAUCAGUAUUAAGAAACAUCAUCAUCCUAUUCUUUCACUAGUUGAGUAAUGUAUCAAAAAUUGACUACUGUGCCUCGCUUUUGAGCUUUCUUCGAUGAAUAUGGUUAUGAACUUUUAGUUGGCAGUUA